CAAGCUAUACCUUUUGCGUUUUUCAUUCUUUGUGAAAACUGUAAGAAAAAUCAUAAAUUGUGCUAACAAAUAGUAAUAAAAAUCAACUAUACAACGCUGAUACGCCAUCUAAACGGUGUAAAUAACAACUUGAAAGUGGAACAUUCAAUUAGCAUAAUCGCAAAAGCGUGUAAACCGCUUAAGAAAAAAUUGUGAAAUUCGUCGUUGGAAAUCCAAUAAAAGAAUUAAAAAGGAGCAAUUCUAAUUUGCAAACCAAGUUUCAAGUCGGACACACGCUGAUAAGAGCACAAAAUUCAACACUGCAGCAAUUAAUAAAAGUGAACUUUAAAAGAGAAAAUAAAGAAGCAUCUACAAAAAUAAGUAUCUAAAAUGGUGCAGACUGCAAUAUCGCUGAACGAUCGUUUCACUCAAAUGCAAAAGCAACAGCCAUCGGCUAGUGGAGGCGGCGGAGAAGGAAUCUCUGCUCGCCGUCGGAGUCGGUCGAGGAGUCGCAGUCGCCGCAUUGUGAAUGCAGCAGCAUCGGUGGAAAAUACGCGCCUGCUGCAGGAAUUCAAACGGAAGCACACCGUGCAAACGGCCCUCAAACUGAAGCGCAGAAGCUUGCGGACAACUGCUGGCGGCGGUGGCGGUGGUGGUGGCGGCUCCACCGCACGCCUUGGCGCCACCAAAACGCUCCGCCUCGGACCCAAUGGAAGACCGAUGCGCUCCAACAACGUCAACCGACUGGCAACCAUGCGCGCCGAUCUGAUUGCCAAUAGUGGACGCAGCGCCCCCCGUCGCAGCGGCAGCAGCAGCAAUCGACGUUCCAAUUCGGCUGUGGCCGGACUGCGCCAGCGUCUGGGCCAGCGUCGACCCACAGUGGGUGGUGCCGCCGAGCGUGUGGCUCAACGUCGACGCGGCUUAACGCGCCAGCAGCAGCAAAGGGCUGAUCAGCUGCAGCAGCAGCAGCAACGCGGCCGUUCACGCAGUCGUGGACGCGCCCGUUCCCUAAGUGGUGGUGGUGGUGGUGCUGGUGGUGGACGCGAUCGGGCCCGCAGUCGCAGCCGGGAUCCGAGCCGUUCGGGACGCUCGCAGAGCCGUGGACGUCGCCAGCCGGCGAUAAACGGUGCAAGGGGUGCGCCGCGUGCACCGCGUGCACCGCGUCGUGUGUCGGUCAAGCAGCGCCUGGGCGUUCGUCCGGGCGUGGCAGCAGCAACAGCAGCUGGAGCUGGAGCUGCCAAUAAGCGACGUGGCAAUCGUCGCGGUAACAGCAGACAGCGCGGCGUAGUCGCCGGACGAAUCGAGAAGCGUCGCAACUCGAACACGGCACAGAAGGCAGUAGCAACUGCCGCCGCCGGUGGUGCACGAGGACGCAACGGACGUGCACGUGGCAGAUCUGCUGUACGAGCUGCUGCUGCUGCUGCUGCUGCAGGUGGCGCCGUCACUCAUCGUUCUCGCUCCCGUUCCCGUUCCCGAGCACGUAAUGCUGCUGCUGCUGCUGGGGGUGCUACUGCUGGUGCGGCAGUUUCAUCGAAUGGCCGACAAAGGGGUGGUCGUCGAGGACGCAGUCUGCAGCGCAACGCUGGCAAAGUCGCCAAGAAGAAUAGCACCGCUGGAGCUGGCAAGGGAAAGCAGAAACAACAACAGCAGCAGGGUCGUCGCGGACGUAGUCGUGUUCGUGGUGGUCGGACGGUUCCAGGAAAUCAGCGGCGCGGGGAGGUGAAGCGUGAGGAUCUGGACAAGGAGCUGGAUCAGUAUAUGUCAACCACGAAAUCAGAGAUGGACUUUCUGUUGAAGUAGAGCAGAUCCCCCUAACCAAUGAGAUGAUGACCACCGCUAGGCAGUUCUUACUAAUACUUAAGUUGUCUCAUAUAAAUAUAUAUAUAUAUAUAUAUAUAUAUAUAAAUAUAUAAUACUAAUUAGCUUUAAGCGUCACACACCCAUCUAACGAAUUGAAGUCCAAGUGGUGUUUAAAUGCAUUCUGUAAAUAGCAUAUUAAUUAGCUAUAAGUAAUUGGAUCUGUUCGCAUAAUUGCAAUUGCAUUA
Molecule: messenger RNA, 2024 nt
Organism: Drosophila grimshawi
Lineage: Eukaryota; Metazoa; Arthropoda; Insecta; Diptera; Drosophilidae
Product: serine/arginine repetitive matrix protein 2
Exons: 6
Coding region: 370-1779 (469 amino acids)
Source: RefSeq, a predicted model, not a curated record